UAGCGAACCGGAUGCAGGCAGCAGGUGCCACAGGAAGUGUGUUUGUCCAUCCUUGCCUGCUGAAAAAAGAAGCUAUCGGCAUUUUAUUGCAACCACCCGAUCAAUAAUCACAUCGAAAGAAAAAUAACUGAUAAUCUGAAAUGAGCACCGCUGUGCCCAACCACCGGAGGACCAAGCCUGGAGGCAUAAAGCCCGGGGCCGUGAGCAGCGGAGCGACUGGGCCGACCUCCCAGAUACCUGGUCUGUCCCAGAGCGCAGAUGAAACCUCUCCGGUGGAGAGGUCCACCGGACGGCGGGUUGGGAUAUUUGAGAGCGACUCGGACUACGUCAAGCUUGCAAAGCAGGGAGGACACAAAGGGCUGUUGAGUCAUGAUAAUGAUGCUGAGGAUAUGCCGCAGAAACCCUACAAUCCACCCAACUGGUUUGGUGAUGAGGCAAAGAGUGGAAGCAAAGCAACGUCUCCCAACAGCCAGAUGAAGGGGGGCAGCCAGCCUCUGGCUGCACCGUUUGGCACUGAUAACAAUUCGUCCUGGGAAAGAGAGACUGAUAGAUUUAACGAUAAGAUGUCUCCUGAUGAUGCUACCACUGAGUUGGAGGGCCUGUCCUUAACCAACAAAUACAAGCGAACGUGUUAUGAAAAGAAGGCUCCUCCGGUCAGCAUGUCCAAGCUCCUGAGUCAUGGUUAUGUGGAGGACAAGAAGAAGUCUCCCAAUGACGACGAUGAAGCCUCAAGUGUGACCUCGGAACAUACCAGCACCAUCGCGACGGAGGAUGUGGAUGACCUGGAGUGAGAACGCACAGGUCGUCGUCUGGAGGGAAAGGAGGGCGUCGUCCUUACACUGGUUCAUGGUGUCACAAAUCCACAAACACGCCACUCCGCCCGUCUCAGAUUCACUCACACUUAUUGUGCAUCCACUGACUCUUAGGUUUUGUAUUCAUGUUUAUGCAAAAUUGCUGUCCUCUUUAUUUGCUUUUAUUUGUUGAAAACAAUAAUUCACAGAUUUCGUUGCGUAGACGUGUCGGUGACUGCGGUAUUUUUGUUGCCCCCUCGUGUUUUCGUUUCUCGAUUUUGAAAGACGAGUUGUGCGCAGGGCAGGAAACUAACAUUGUGGUGCUGUUAUUUAACCUGCUAGUUUUAUUUUAUUUUUUUUUAAUUCAAAACGAGACACAGGCUAAAUCUAAAAUUCUUUGGCUGGUGUUAGUUUCCCUCCCUGUUUGUAUGAAGUUCAAGUUAGUGAAUGUUACAAAGUCUUUGUGCUAAUUCAUUGUGGUUCCAGUGCUGUGAAACAUUAUUUGUUUCAAGGGCUCCCGCUUUCUGAAGGGAUGCUAGAGGUUUUUGUGAUUUCGGCUGCGGUGGUGGAAAUGACCAUUCGUUGAGACAGCAACCCUGCAGCUGUGACCAUACGCCAAAGGGCGAUCUGACUGCCGCAACCGCCGCGGUUUGUUCAGCUAACAAAGGGUAAAAACGUGAUAUUUAGGUUUCCCGCUCUGCAAAAGGUUUCUCCUCUCCUCUGUUCCUGACAUAGCUCUGUUGUUUUUGACUCCCCUAAAAUAGUGAAACGUGAAGCAACGUAGCGUCAUAUUUAAACAUUAUUUAUGAAAGCUGUUAGUCCAGUAAUCAGAAUGAAGGGACAUUCAGAAGAGAAACGCCUAAUUUGAGAAAAAAAAACGUUGACCAGAAGAAAUUGCUCAAUUAACUUAAGUGACAUUUGCCAGUUUCAAGACAAACGCCAGCAGGUGCUGCAAAUUCAAUUCUCUCAUCGCUGCUUAUUAAUUAGGAAGCUCAUCGGUAAGUCAAUAACAGUGCCAAGUGCUGGAUGCUGGUCCAGAUAUGUCAGGGGCUUGCUGAUGAUAGAGCUAGAUUUGUGUUAUUGUGCACGUUAAAGUGUUGUAUCCUCCUUCAGCCUCAUGCAACAACAGAUGAAACAUUCUGGAAAGUAGGAAAAGGGGGCCGCCUUCUGCAGACUGAAAAUACCAGAGCGUUGGUGUCAGUGUAAUUCCCUGUGAAGAUGAAGGCAGAGGAGUUUAAAAAAGUGAGUUCCGAACAUGCCAACCAAGCAGUUUUUUCUCCCUGCUCACAUUCAGUGUUUUGACUUAGUGGACACGAGUAGGAGAAAUUAAGUUUUAGUGCACAGCCCGUCCACACCCAACCGUCCAUUUCAUGACGUCUGUAUCUGCCUGAUGGGAUCAUCUUCUGUUCAGAUUAGAGAAAUGGUUAAUGCUGCAUCAUUUUUUACAUUGAAACAACUUCAUAAGAGGGGGGGGGGGGGGAAUCCUGGGCUUUGUGGUGACGUACAAUAUUACAGCCAUGUUCCUGGUUUGCCAUAUUCUUCUCUCUCUUUCCCUAUGUCUCUACUAACAACCUUUUUUUUAAUUUGUCAAUUAAAAUGUACCCAAAGACUUGGCAAAAUGCACUUGGUAUAGCGUGCACAGUACAUUCUCAAAUUAAAGCCAAUGAUCAAAAAAAAAAAUCUGAAUUAAAAGAGCAUAGGAAUAAUCAUGUCAAUGUUUUUGAAUCCUAUUUGUGGCUGCCAGGAGACAUUUUACAUCUGUAGCCAACACUCACUACUGCUGCUACAGUAGGGAGGAGGCACAUCAUCUCCUAACAAGCAAAACUUGGAUUAAUGUAAUUGGUAAAAAAAAUGGUUAUUCCAUCUAUUUAUUUGCUACCAUUUAUUCAGGUCCAGAUACAAAAUUGAUUCCUUGUGGUUUUCCAUCGUUGCCCUUUAUGACCACAUAACUAGUAUUAAAUUCCAUGUUAUGCAACGUUAUAAAGUUCUGUGAGUGUUAAAUAUGUUGUCGAGCCCCUGCGGAAACCCUGACGCCAGAGACGUGACUUUUGAAACACUUUGACAACCUUUUGAAGUGCAAGAAAAUGAAUAGUGGUCUAAGUGGACAGUGAGAUGUAACCCUUUCAACUUUCUAGUUUAAUUUGGAGCUCUGCUGUAUUGCAGAGUGCUCAUAAAUUCGCCCUCACCUUUUCACCCUCUUCCUCUCCUGCUUGCUUUUAUGGUUGCAAUUAGAUUGACAGUUUUAGCCUUGAAUCAUUGAACAGUUAUACUUUUUUUUUUUUUUUUGAUGUAACUCUGAAGCAGACUGACAGUAAAAUCCUAAUCCUUCAGCGCCGUUUGUCUGGUGAAUAAGCUGCUCUUAAAUUGAAUAGGACAAGGACGCUUUUGGGUCUGACGGCAAGAUUUAAUAAAUCCAAUAGAAUCCUGCAUCUCGAAAUGAUACAGCAGUCACACGGACUCUCGUUUGAAAAUAAUUUUACUUGAUGUGUCAUGUUCAGCACAACUGUCCGGUUGUCACUUUUUUCCCCUCAACACAAUAUAUUUAAGCAGCGAUGUAUAAUUUAUCUGUGUGUAGUAUUAAAAUAGUGUCAAGUGCUGUUCCAAAACUAGAUGCUUUAUUGUGUUUAGUGACACUGGAUCGUAUUUUCUUGCAGUACGAAGAAUGGCGAAUGUAUCAUCCAUUUGAUAUGGUUUGCUUUGGAGAACGGGUUUACUUCUAUGAACUGUUACAGUAAAUUUUCAGGUACCGUAUUUAGAUUUAAAACAUAAAUAGUGCUUUGCCGUUACAGUAUCAGUUUACGAACCAGUAUGUGGGAAUCUUUUAUUGGCUUAACUUUGCAGUUCCCUCCCCUAAAAUCUCGUCACCUGUAUGUCCCCCUCUUGCUUUUUAAUCUGCAAAUGGCAAUAGCUCAUUUAAAAAAAGAAAAUGCAAAUCUACCAGAGGAGAGUGAAGUGGGCAGGUUUUAAACUGAAGAUCCCUUAAGUGUUCAUUGUGAGUAGAAAUCCUCACAACUCAAUGUAUAUCCCUGUUUAUUUGGAUGACUGCUCACAGACUAUAAACUAUUAUUUAAAUAAAUGGGCAUGUGCAUGUAA
This is a messenger RNA of Scophthalmus maximus (turbot), 3884 nucleotides long. It is a transcript of the gene c1h7orf57, whose product is annotated as chromosome 1 C7orf57 homolog. The transcript has 8 exons. NCBI's taxonomy places the organism in Eukaryota, Metazoa, Chordata, Actinopteri, Pleuronectiformes, Scophthalmidae. Bases 141 to 791 code for a protein of 216 amino acids. The record is from RefSeq and is a predicted model, not a curated record.